UACUCUUUUAUUUAAAUCAUUUCAUUCAGUUUUUUUGGAACUGCGCUUCCGUAAGUCGGAAUAAUUUUUGUUACGCACAGGCGAUGUUUAUGCUAUAAACAUUUGUUUUCAUCGUGUAAGGAUUUCACAGACCGCUUGUGGAGUGUGGAUAGCUAUUUGCACAUUUUUUGUCCUUUUUGAGUCGAAUCCUCACUUUGUCGGGUAGAGCGUUAAACACGAUAAAUAUAGUCAAAAAUACGCAACAAUGUUGCGUUCUGAAGGACUUAACUGCGAAAUGCCCUUGAAUAAUUCAUUUUCAACAUAUUCCGACGUACGGAGAAAUGGAGAGAGCCACGCUGAUAGUUUUCAAGAUUAUUCCGGAUAUACCAGUGUCCCGGCAACAUUUAAGGGAUAUGAUUGUAGUUACUCGAAUCCUGAUGCCGGAAAUGUCGACUCUGAAUAUAACGUUUAUGAAACAUUGGGUGAAAAUAAUACUGUUGGGACAUCUAACGAAGAAGCGAGCGAAGAAGAAAAUAUAAGAAAUGACUACAGCUCCUGUAGAAAGCCAGCUGGAAAUAUCCAAGUGCAAAACCAAAUCAUGGACUACCAGUCGUGCAGAAAGUUUUCUGUAAUUUCGCAAGCCGCUCAGUAUGCCUCUAUUCCGAAUUUUCACACAGGCAACGGCGAGUACGCAAAAUCUGUCUACGGAAAUAACGUUACGUACCCAACUCCAUUCCAUCGACAGAAUCCAGCCUACCAAAUGUAUUCAGAUGCUUUUAACGUUGGUCAGAUGUAUUACCACGGGCAAAUGUCACCAGCCAUUGGACAUUCACCACCGGGAUUAAUGCCGCUGGGAUGUGUACAGCCGAGCCCGGCCGCCGGCUUCUACCCACACGGAAGUAUUUGCGUUUAUCUGUGUAACAGGGACCUUUGGACAAAAUUUCAUCAACACACUUGCGAAAUGAUUAUAACAAAACAAGGAAGACGUAUGUUCCCGACCCUACAGUACAGUUUAACCGGGCUCGAUCCCCACUCUCAGUACAACGUGUUUGUAGACAUCGUGCUGGCUGAUAACAGUCACUGGAAGUUCCAGAACGGACACUGGGUGCCGUGUGGACAAGCGGAACAACUUCCUCAAAAUGGCCGUGUUUACCUACACCCGGAUUCACCAAACUCUGGAGCACAUUGGAUGAAGCAAGAUAUUGUUUUUGGAAAACUUAAAUUAACCAACAACAAAAACGCCGAGGCCGGACACGUCAUACUAAACUCAAUGCAUAAAUACCAGCCGCGAAUUCACGUGAUCCAAGUUGACUCUUGUGCACCGGAAGACCAGAAGAGCUUACAGACACACUCAUUUCCGGAGACACAGUUUAUUGCCGUAACUGCAUAUCAAAACACCGACAUUACACAGUUGAAGAUUGAUCACAAUCCAUUUGCAAAAGGUUUCAGAGACAGCUUUGAUAGAGGGCCAGGGAGAAUGACACCGUCACCACCCGGCUUUCAGAAUGUUCCUCAAAGCUCCGGUAGUUUUCCGUUUACAAUACCACGAGCAAUCACUUUCUCGAACAGGGUACCACAUAAUCGGACUGUUACAGGUUCGACCGGGAACCAAGCACAGUUCAACCAAUCAAACGACGAUUUAGCGAUGAUGGCAUGCCGGCAAAGUGAUACAAACUCUAUGGUGAAGUAUUACUCACGAAGAGCAUUAGAUAAUGAAAGGUCAGAUACGUCACCAAGAAGUGAAAACAAUACCGGGAAUUCUGGCCAGUCGGUGAAUUUCAACCAACAAAGAUCUUCAAAUGGAUUUGAAGUUCCACCACCGGAGGUUGACGUCAAACCCAAUCCUUGUCAACUUGUUACAAAUUGGCACCAUUCCUCAGGCCUUAAAAGAAGCGAACAAACCAAAGACCAACAUGACAUUUCCAAAUUACAAAACAAGCGUCAAAAGUUCAAUGACUGUAACAGCCAAAACCAGAUAUCCCGAUCAGAAAAUAGCGCAUGCGCAAGUCCAGUCAAUGCGCAUUUACAAGAUCAAGCGUCAUCCGGAAUUCUUACAACCGGAAGUCAGUAUCAGUCUGCAAACAUUGAGCUACCGCGUGACAAUUGUAAAUCCGAAAGGGAAGGGUGGUGA
Messenger RNA from Ruditapes philippinarum (Manila clam), 2110 nucleotides. RefSeq names its product T-box transcription factor T-like. The record is from RefSeq and is a predicted model, not a curated record. Gene Ontology annotation, cellular component: nucleus. Lineage: Eukaryota; Metazoa; Mollusca; Bivalvia; Venerida; Veneridae. Gene Ontology annotation, molecular function: RNA polymerase II cis-regulatory region sequence-specific DNA binding; DNA-binding transcription factor activity, RNA polymerase II-specific. Gene Ontology annotation, biological process: regulation of transcription by RNA polymerase II; cell fate specification; positive regulation of DNA-templated transcription. Bases 245 to 2110 code for a protein of 621 amino acids. The transcript is spliced from 6 exons.